This is a messenger RNA of Juglans regia (Persian walnut), 483 nucleotides long. RefSeq lists its product as uncharacterized. Lineage: Eukaryota; Viridiplantae; Streptophyta; Magnoliopsida; Fagales; Juglandaceae. The transcript has a single exon. The record is from RefSeq and is a predicted model, not a curated record. The coding region runs from base 1 to 483 and encodes 160 amino acids.
AUGGCAGUUGAGAUGGUAGAACAUAUUCAGGACAUCCAUGAGCAAGUUAAGCUGGCCAUUCACGAGAGCAACGCCAAGUACAAUGUUCAGGCCAACAAUCAUCAUCGUCAAGUACUUUUUGAUGUUGGUGAUUUUGUUUGGGCAGUAUUAACUUGUGAUCGUUUUCCUGUUGAAGAGUACAAUAAGCUUAAAAAGUGGAAGAUUGAACCCUGUGAGAUUCUACAGAAAAUCAAUGAUAACGCCUACAGAUUGUGCCUCCCCAGUAAUUUGAAGACUUCUGAUGUAUUUAAUGUGAAACACCUGAGACCUUAUUUUGUGGAUUCCGAUGGAACUACUUUGAACUCAAGGGCGAGUUCUUUCCAACCCGAGGCGACUGAUGUAGGAGGAUCAGAGUCAGAUGAUAUUGAGUUGUCAGAUUGUAUGUUGAUGGCACUGAAAUACCUUAAAGUGGCAUAUCAACGCAAAGAUGGCAGGAAACAGUGA